Chinchilla lanigera (long-tailed chinchilla) is the source of this 793-nucleotide messenger RNA. RefSeq names its product TM2 domain containing 1 (gene Tm2d1). NCBI's taxonomy places the organism in Eukaryota, Metazoa, Chordata, Mammalia, Rodentia, Chinchillidae. The record is from RefSeq and is a predicted model, not a curated record.
AUAUAUUUGUAAAGAUCCAAAAAUAAAUGAUGCUACACAAGAACCAGUUAACUGUACAAACUACACAGCUCAUGUUCCAUGUCUCCCAGCACCCAAUAUAAUGUGUAAGGAUUCCAGUGGCAAUGAAACACAUUUUACCGGAAAGGAAGUUGGUUUUUACAAGCCCGUACCUUGCCGGAAUGUAAAUGGCUACUCAUACAAAGUGGCGGUUGCACUGUCCCUUUUUCUUGGAUGGCUGGGAGCAGACCGGUUUUACCUUGGGUACCCUGCCUUGGGUUUAUUAAAGUUUUGCACUGUAGGAUUUUGUGGAAUUGGGAGCCUAAUUGAUUUUAUUCUUAUUUCAAUGCAGAUCGUCGGACCUUCAGAUGGAAGUAGCUACAUCAUAGAUUAUUAUGGAACCAGGCUGAUAAGACUGAGUAUCACUAAUGAAACAUUUCGGAAGACACAGCUUUACCCUUAACUAUUUACAGAGAGAACAGUAAGUGACGUGUCUAAUUAAUUACAGUCUGAUGCCACGGAUAGUCCGCCUUUAACGAUCUACCUGGGUAACAGCUGCUGGGACUCAGGACCGACGCAUGCAGUGCAGACUUACAGACGUCUUCAUUUGCCCGGUCCUGCGCAUCCUGUGGACAGAGCCUCCGUGUCUUGCUCAGCAUGGUGCCCUGGUUGCACACGCAGUGCUGUGAUUUUUGCUGACCCUGCCGCGCAGCGCAGCUCUGGAGUUCUGAGUUCUGUUCACGUCACAGUCUUGCAUGUAAGAGUGAUGCAAUAAAAGCAAAGUCACCAAGUUGGA